UUUUAGUAAUUCAAUUGAGUCAAUAUAAAUAAAAAUUAUUAAAAAUGAAAGCAGUCCUGCUCUUAUUCUGCAUCUUCAUUGCUAGCACUAUGGCAUACCAUAAUUUGGAACAUCACAAUAGUACUGAUAUCCUGGAUAAGAUCCAGGAAAGAGAUGGGCAAGUGUAUGUUCUGAUGUUUUACUCCCCAGGCCACCAAGGUGGAACACAUAACGCAAAGACAGUUGAAGAUGAGAGAGAGCUAAUCGAAAGAGUUCUUAAGAAACACCCUUCUUUCCAUUAUGCUAAGAUUAACGCUGCUGAUCCUAACUACAAAGAUCUCAUUGAGACUUGCGGAAUUGUAACAACUGAACUUCAUGAGUCUCCAAGUGUCUUGAUCAUCGAGGGAGGAACUGGUGUAUGGAUUCAUGGUCCCCAGACUGUUAACAAGAUAGAAGAAUUUGCUGAAGAAUUCCUGAAAAGGUCGAGAACUUCUCAUUAACUUUCGAUGAACAUCUCAUUUAGUCAGCGCUCAAAUAAUUGAAGCUCUUAAGAAGAUUAUUUGAUUUCAUACUGAUUCAAUUUG
Messenger RNA from Moneuplotes crassus, 563 nucleotides. Lineage: Eukaryota; Ciliophora; Spirotrichea; Euplotida; Euplotidae. The record is from the annotation of a GenBank genome assembly.